UCGGUACUUCAAAAGGGUUGGAUCCGGCCGAGUGUUUCUCCUUAUGGGUCUCCUGUCCUAUUUUUACCCAAGAAGAAGGAAGGAACACUUAGAAUGUGCAUUGACUAUAGGGACCUCAAUGCCAUCACUGUCAAAAACAGAGAGCCCCUACCGCGGAUCGAUGACUUGCUAGAUAGAGUGCAAGGGUGUCGGUACUUUAGUAAGAUAGAUCUGAAGUCCGGGUACCAUCAGAUUGCAAUCCGGCCCGAGGAUCAACACAAAACCGCUUUUCAGACCAGGUACGGUCUGUUCGAGUUUGUGGUGAUGUCUUUUGGCCUUUGCAAUGCUCCUGGCACCUUUCAGCACGCUAUGAAUCAGAUAUUUCAUGACUACUUGGAUAAGUUUGUCAUCGUGUACCUCGAUGACAUACUUAUUUUUAGUAAGACUGUCGAGGAGCACGUUGCGCACUUGGAUAAAGUCCUUAGUCUUCUGCGACAGCACAAGUUCAAGAUCAACGGUGAGAAGUGCGAGUUUGGCCGCACCCGUGUCUUGUACUUGGGUCAUGAGAUUUCCGCGGAGGGAUUAAAGCCCGAUGACGUGAAGGUGGCCAGCAUUCGUGAUUGGCCGCGUCCUCAGUCUGUGACUGAGAUGAGGUCUUUCUUAGGGAUGACAGGCUACUACCGCAAUUUCGUGAAGAACUAUAGCAUAGUUGACGCCCCUUUGACUGACCUGACUCGCCUUGACACCCCAUGGGAGUGGCCAGACAGAUGCGAGGCUGCUUUCAGACAUCUGAAGCAUGCGUCGACGCAUCAUGAGGUCUUGAAACUUCCUGAUCUUAACAAGUCAUUUAUAGUAACUACGGAUGCUAGCCAAUAUGGCAUAGGCGCCGUACUUGCACAGCAGGAGGGGAAAAAGUUGAGGUCGGUAGAGUACAUGUCCAAAAAGAUGCCCUCUCAGAAGUUGGCUAAGUCUACCUAUAAGAAGGAGCUCUAUGCGAUCUACAAGGCGCUCACCCCUUGGAGGCACUAUCUCCUUGGGAGGUUCUUCUACGUCCGGACUGAUCACCAGACCCUGAAGUGGAUGAGAAUCCAACCUGUGCUCCCCGACGCUCUAAAGCGUUGGAUUGAAGUCACAGAGCAGUAUGACUUUGAGCCCCAGUACAUCAAGGGCGAGUACAACAAGGUUAUUAAUGCACUGUCGCAUAGACCAGAUUUCUUUGGUGUGCUGAUCACUGAGUUUAGGCUUGCGGACGACGUUACUCACUGUAUGGUGGAAGCCUAUCGCGAGGAUCAAUUUAUGUCUGAGAUCAUUCACAGACUUGAGGCGAAGGAUAAAAUCACUUCUGUCGAGUUUGAGUUGGUCAACGGCCUGCUGUUCCUUGAGAAGGAAGGGAAUAAACGUUUUUCUGGUGGCCACAUUGUCAAUGACCAAAGAAAGAAAACAGCACAGGCGUUAGCAAGGCUAUGGGAGAAGAUUAUGAGAGAGAUAGGAGUGCAUCGCAUCAACGUGAUCUGCACCGACAAUGCCGAGGUGAACAAGAAGGCUGCUCAGAUUCUGGAGCGCCACACUGACAAAGAUAUUGCAAGGAUUCCAUGGGUUCCUUGCGCUGCGCAUUGCAACCUUUUGCUGCAAGAUGUCAACAAGCUCGAGCGGGUGAAGAGCACCGUGAAGAGAGGCCACACAAUUGUGAAGUUCAUCCGGAACCACCACCGCACGCACCGCCUGAUGAUGUCCUUCGACGAUUCCCUGUUAUUGCUUCGGCCCACGGAAGUUUGGUUCGGGUUAGUGUACAUGAUGUUGGAGAGGCUUCAGAACAGGAGGGCAGUGUUGUCGGAUAUGGUGGAUCGAAAAAAUGCAGCACGGUGGACAGGGAUGCGUUGGUCAAAUGCAAAGUUGAAGUCGAAAGCGGACCUGGUGUACUUCACCUUAAGGAGAGACGGCUGGUGGACGGAGUUGAAGAAGGUGGUUGACGUGAUGGAACCGUUGUACAACCUUCUCAGGAGGAUGGAUCGAGAUGGAACAGUGCCAACAAACCUCAUUGAAUAUGAAGACCUAAUUGAAAGAAAACUCUGCAGAGACUUGUCGGGGGUGAUUGGAAAGGGCCAGACCACCUUGAGGUUUUGGGUGGCCGGCACGAGUUCCACAAGGAGCCCACGCCGAACAGGCCCAAGAGAAAGGACACGAAGAUGUGGGAACCCGAUGCGAAGACUGAUUGCGAGAAGCUCGCAGCGACCGAGUGGGCAUGACGAGGACGACGGAUCUAUCUUGAGGGGCCCCGAGGAGGAAGCCGAGAAGGCGGACGAGGAGCUAGUGCGGCAAAGUAGCUUCGUGAAGACACCAAAGGGAAGGAUUCCAAAUAAGCUUGAGGACGACGAGGACGAGUGCACACACGACGAAAGUGACUUGGAUGAUGAGCUGUGGAAGGGGAAGUGUGAAUUGUCAGAUGAGUCUAGCGCCGCAGAAGAGGAGGAGGAUGAAAGUGAUUCAGAUUUUGAGCUGAGAGUCGAGCCUGUUCCGGUUGAUGAAGAUGAGGCGGAGGCCGACCGUGCAAAGGCAUUAGCAGAUCGCGAUCGAGACGCCGUCCAAAAAUGGAUCAUGGAGGAGGAUGUUCCACAUGCAGCUAUCCCAACCCGGAGGGAGAUUGAGAGACACAAGAAGAAGGUUGGGAAAAACGAACCGGGGACGCGCCGUCCAUUGGACGUUGUGCAAGAGCGAGAAGAGGGUCAGCAGCAACAAAGUGAAGCGGUUGUGAAGGUGAUGGAAGUCGCACUCCAAGAAGAGGAGAACGACAAGGUGCAGCCAAAAGGAGGCCGAGCAGCAAGAGGCAGAGCACCACAAAGAGGCGGAGGAGAAGAACCAGCAAGAAGACAAGGACGACAUGGAGCAGCAAAAAGAGGCGGAGGUGGAACACGAAGAAGAGGACGAGGUGACGAGGAAGGGAUGGAGAGGCAAGGACAGCAGGAGGACAUGGAAAAGCAAGAAGAGGCGGAGGGCAUGGACCAGCAGGACAUGCAGCGCAACGUGGAUGAGGAGGACGACGAAGAGGAGCACCAGCCUGCAGUGAAGACUGUGUACACGUGUAGGCAACGACCGGUUGUGUCCACACAGUCGGCUGAGUAUACACCCGACUUCCCUCCCAACAAUGAGGCUGUCCCACAUGACAACCUGUGGGUGAGCAGGAUGGGGAGGAAGAGAAAGGAACCAAUGGAUGCUGCUGCUGCAAAGCCCAAACGUGGUCGUGGCAGGCCCUGCAAGCCGAAGACCGGUGAACCUGUUGCAAAACCAAAGAAAAAGAGUCGCCAGCGCAAGGCUCGAGCGGAGGUUGUGGAGGAUGACCCCGAAUUAGAUAACUGCAGUAGACAGUCAUCUGAAUUCGAGGGAUGCCACUCCGAUUUGCGAAUGAGGUCGCCAUACGAGGAGGGGGAGGAGUGCACCGACGAUAGCGACCUUGACGACAAGGUGUGGAAGGGGAAGAUUCCAGGGUCGGAAGCGUCUAGCGAAGAGGAGGUUGACGAGUCCUCGGACAAUGACUUUGAGUUGGGAAUCCCGCCGUCAAUACCAUGCACCACAUAUGUUGAGCGGAGGGAAGCAGCACAACGCCGUCGAGAACGGCCACCCACAACACCAUCUCAAUGCACAACGAAUACCACAGCGCAUUACAACAUCCAAUCGGAUGUCGAGCUACCACAGACUGGCACCGACAUGGAGAUGGUGCUUUGCCCCGGUCCAAUCAAUACAGAUGAGGAGGCGGACGACCGUGCAAAGGCAUGGGCUGAUGGGAAUCAAGAACGGGUGCAAAGGAGAAUCGAGGGAGGAGGAAGAGCGACGUGCAGCCAUACCAACCCGCAGAGAAUUGGAGAAACUAAAGAAGAAGGUUGGAGAAUGAGAAUCAGAGCCAGUGGGGGAUAUGAGCCAGCUAGAGGAGGAGAAAGAAGAGGUGAUGGGCCAGCAAGAGGACAAGGCAGAACACGAGAUGGGCCAGCCAGCGCAGGAAGAAGAAAAGAUGGGGGAGCAAGGGGAGGACGAAGAAGAGGCUGGCAUGGAGCAGCGAGAGGAGGAGAUGGAGGGCACGGAACAGCAAGAAGAGGAGCUGGAAGAGAGCGAGGAGCAUCAGCAGGAAAAGAUGGAGAACAGCGAGGAGGAGCAGCAGCAGCAUGCACUGACGGUCGUGUACAAGCGUCGUGGGUCACCGGAGAAUUCCCCCGACUUCCCAGCCAACAAAGCGGAAGCCCAAUAUUACAACCUGUGGGUCAGCAGGGUUGGGAGGAAGAGGAAGGCGCCCCGUGAGGACGAACAGUCGAAGCCAAAACUUCCACG
This is a messenger RNA of Chara braunii, 4296 nucleotides long. The record is from the annotation of a GenBank genome assembly. NCBI's taxonomy places the organism in Eukaryota, Viridiplantae, Streptophyta, Charophyceae, Charales, Characeae.